Molecule: messenger RNA, 519 nt
Organism: Miscanthus lutarioriparius
Lineage: Eukaryota; Viridiplantae; Streptophyta; Magnoliopsida; Poales; Poaceae
Source: the annotation of a GenBank genome assembly
AUGGAUCGGACAUUGCUCAUCUCAUCGAUCUAUCAGGAGGAAGGCUGGGUGGUGUGCCGCGCUUUCCAGAAGCCUAUCCCCAACCAGAGGCCCUUCUUCCCUACCAGCUAUGCCGCCACCGCCGGUUACUACGACCACCACCUCUCAACGACCGCACGGCUGCACGUCGACGGCCAUUUCCUGGGCUCAUCAUCACCACUGCUACAACUCCCUGCAGCAGGCGCUGUAGGCAGCAGCUUCCCGCCUUCGUUAUACUCCGACGAUGACUUCGAGUCCAAGAAGCAUAUGUUCAGUAUCCCGCCGCUGGAGAGCCCCACUGCCAUAGCCUACUGUUCCGACGGCGGCGGCUACGCUGCAGCUGCGCAGAGAAGCAGCUACGAUGAACAUGAGCUCAUGAUGCAGCAGGGAGGAGGAGAGCAAGCUGCAGCCGCUGCCGGCGCCAUCGACUGGAACUUUCUGGACAGCCUGCUGUCCGCGACGUCGCAACUCCAUGAGCCCUCGGGAUCCUUGUUGCAGUGA